Messenger RNA from Canis lupus familiaris (dog), 1305 nucleotides. RefSeq names its product cAMP-dependent protein kinase inhibitor gamma (gene PKIG). Gene Ontology annotation, cellular component: cytoplasm; nucleus. Gene Ontology annotation, molecular function: cAMP-dependent protein kinase inhibitor activity. The record is from RefSeq and is a predicted model, not a curated record. The coding region runs from base 416 to 646 and encodes 76 amino acids. Gene Ontology annotation, biological process: negative regulation of cAMP-dependent protein kinase activity. Lineage: Eukaryota; Metazoa; Chordata; Mammalia; Carnivora; Canidae. The transcript has 5 exons.
AGUGCAUUUCAUUUAGAGACGCGGAGAGACACGGAGAGUGAGAGAGGGAAGAAAGAAUCCAGACUGCACUGCCCUGCCGACUUGGGCUGCUAAUCUCUAACCCUUAAAAGGGGAGGCAUUUUGAAUCCUGGUUUCUUAAAUUCUCCCUUCGCUUGUGACUGAGGAGCCCUGGACUUUGGAGAAACUCUUUGGUCCUAAUUUCCACACUGAUUAGUCAACAGUGGAAAAUCUGAAGAGAUGCAAGUAGGAAAAAGAAACUAAACCAGUUGUCAUUGUGAAGGCUGCUCAUGUAGAUGCCUGUCACUCUUUGAAAUUCAGGAGACAGCAUGCACAGGAUCCUGCCAGGCCCUCGGAGGACACCCAGCUGCAUGGCUCUCUCCAGCUUUUUCAUGGUCUGAGGAGCAAUGCGAUAGGCAUGAUGGAGGUUGAGUCCUCCUACUCAGAUUUCAUUUCCUGUGACCGGACAGGCCGUCGAAACGCGGUCCCUGACAUCCAGGGGGAUUCCGAGGCUGUGAGCGUGAGGAAGCUGGCUGGAGACAUGGGCGAGCUGACACUUGAGGGAGCAGAAGGACAGACAGAAGUGGGCACCCCAGACAAGGAAGCUAGCAACCAGCCCGAGAGCAGCGAUGGGACCACCUCGUCUUGAGUCGGACUUUGCCCAUGGAGGAUGGAAAAGAGACCUACUGUCCUCACCGGGACAGGGAGCCCUGGCACUGGCCUGGCAGUCUCUUCUCUGAGCCCCUGUCCCAGGCAGGCCAGGCCAGAGUGAAAAGGCACCCCGAGAGGCCACCGUGGCCCCUGCCCUGGCAAGCCCUCCACCUGCACCCUCAGGCUGCACUGGCCCACCUCCUCCUCACUGUGCCCAGGUACACUUUCGAGGCCCUGUAGCUGUGGGGUGUUAUUUAUUCAGCAGGCACCUGAGUGAGCAGCCCCCUCAAGAACGCAUCUCCACAGGUGGCCUGGGCAACAGCCACAGCCCAGCUCUGCCCCCCUCUCCAAGCCCAACCUUCUGGGUCAAGAUCUUCACAUCCCUUUUUUAAAAAACACUUUUAAACUUUUUAAAAACUUUAAACCUUUUUUCAGCAGAGAGGGAGAGAGCUGGCUUUUUUGGGGGGGCGGGGGGCAGGGGAGGCAUUAUAAGCUAAACUGACCUUCUAUGCAGCUCUGCGUCCUCUCAUGGAACUCCACAGAUCCAUUUCUAGGGAAGGGGUUUUGUGCUCAAAACUGUCUGACCAACUCUUUGCCCUUUCUACCAAGAUAAGUGACACCUAGGACCCAGGAAAUAAAUGCUGAUGAUUUGUGUGA